Messenger RNA from Parasteatoda tepidariorum (common house spider), 3608 nucleotides. It is a transcript of the gene PAN3, whose product is annotated as Poly(A) specific ribonuclease subunit PAN3. Gene Ontology annotation, biological process: nuclear-transcribed mRNA poly(A) tail shortening; protein phosphorylation; mRNA processing. Gene Ontology annotation, cellular component: P-body; PAN complex. The record is from RefSeq and is a predicted model, not a curated record. Gene Ontology annotation, molecular function: ATP binding; protein kinase activity; poly(A) binding. Lineage: Eukaryota; Metazoa; Arthropoda; Arachnida; Araneae; Theridiidae.
AUGGGAAGCACAAGUCGCGGGGUACUCGAUGCCAGCUGGCAACAAUGAAUGCUAAAACUUUUAUAUUUUCAAUUUGGCUCCGACUCUGACUGGAACACUUGUUUUGAUUUGCUGAAUUAGAAAACAAACUCAAAUUAUUAAUUGUCUUUCUAUACAAAUGAAAAUUUCUCAAAUGCUUUUUAAUAGUUCAAUUAUAGGAAUCAUAAAUGUUUACAGCUGUGGUUAUGUUUUAUAGUAAUUACUGUGUUACAAAUUAUUUUCCAGUUGCGUCUAAGUAUUAACCAAGAUGAUGUUCAGAUUUACGGAAAAGUAAAAUGCAGACAUGGAGCAUAUGUUUCAAGCAUUUACUUCUACUUCCACUGUUCCACCGGAAUCUAAACUCCAAACUUACUUAAGUUCUAUGCCAGUAGAAGAUGGAGCGUCCUAUUAUCCAGAUGCUGCUGGUGGAAAUGAAGCUAUUGAUUUAAGUGGAAAGGAGUUUGGAAAUGGCCUACUUAAUCGCAUGCCGCACAGCCUGAGCUCUCCUUCGUUUUCCCAGUUCUCUAUGCAGUCUCCUCAGUUAGUUAGUACACCUUUUGGACAUUUUGGCAUAGCAGCUGACAUGAAUAGUCGCUUGUCCAGAUGCUCUCCGCAGCAAUCCCCACUUCUCAGUAAAAGAACUUGCUCUCCAGGUCCAUCUUCUGUUGCCAGCCCUUCCCAUGAGCAAUACAUGACUCCAACAAGCUCCAACUUGAUUCAAGAGUCUGUAGGAGGCACGACUUAUUUUUACUCUCAAGAAGAGACUUCAGAUAUAUCGCCACUUAUUUUACCUGAUAUGCAUCUUUAUCCUGGAAAUCCAUCCCACAUAGAGCACAUGCGAUUAAAAGCAAACGCUCCCUCAUUCUUCCUGCCUGAUGAACUACGAAUGGAUAUUUUGCAUCGUCAUCAGCUUACUCUUGCUGAAGCCAACCCUGAGCAACAUACAGAUCUUCCUGCUGAAGUAGAUGCUUACCACAAAUUAUGCCCUCUUGAACCACCCAUUGGUGACAGCCCUAUAAAAUCUUCCACUUUUGGAUAUGUUACAUCAGUGUAUAAGGCGGCUCAUAUUAAAACUGGAGUUUAUUACUGUAUGAGACGAAUUCAUGGUUUCAGAGUUUCAAAUACAAAAUGUAUCUCCAUAAUCGAAACUUGGAAAAAACUUCAACAUUCAAACUUAGUGCAUCUGAGAGAAGUUUUUACUACCAAAGCAUUUGGAGACAAUUCUAUGAUCUUUGUCCAUGACUACCAUCCAGGUGCUGAUACCUUGAUGAAUCUUUAUUUUAACCAACCAUCAUCUCAAGUGUUGAAUGGUUAUUUGCCUAAUUUCUGCCCUGCUGAAGUAGAAGGAUCUUCAAAACCUGUUUUGAACAACCUGAGACAGCAUGCAGGUUUGCUUCCUGAGAGUUUAAUUUGGGGAUACAUUGUUCAACUGAGUUCAGUCUUAAGAAGUAUACAUGCUGCUGGAUUAGCGUGUAGGGCGUUUGAUCCUUCUAAAAUCCUUGUCACUGGAAAAUCUCGAUUGAGACUCAAUUGCUGUGGUAUUUUUGAUGUUUUAACGUAUGACUCCAAUCAACAGCACAAUCUUAAGCAAGUUGUGUCAAAUUUUCAGCAAGAAGACUUAAUGGCAUUUGGCAAAAUAGUUUUAGCUCUUGCUUGUAACACUUUGAAUGCCUUCAAAAGAAAUACUCUAACCAGUUCUCUUGAGUUGGUGUCUAGGAAUUAUUCAGCGGAUCUGAGAAACUUAAUACUGUACCUUCUUCAUAAUCAAGCACGUCCUCGAAGCAUAAAUGAUAUUAUGCCAAUGAUUGGUGCUAGAUUUUACACUCAAUUAGAUGCAGCUCAGAUGCGUAGUGAUGUUAUAGAAAAUGAACUAUCUAAAGAAGUUCAAAAUGGAAGAUUGUUUCGCAUACUUGUAAAAUUGGGAACCAUCACAGAAAGAGCAGAACUUAAUAUGGACCAUUCCUGGGCAGAAACAGGUGAUCGCUACCUGCUCAAACUUUUUCGAGAUUAUCUGUUUCACCAAGUGACUGAAGAUGGAAGACCAUGGGUUGAUUCAGCACAUGUAAUACAGUGUCUCAACAAGUUGGAUGCAGGAGUUUCUGAUAAGAUCUGUUUGAUGGGAAGAGAUGAACAGAAUGUGUUGGUGGUGACUUAUGCUGAGUUGAAGGCGUGUUUCGAGUCUUCUUUUGGAGAAAUACUGAAUGCUGCAGCCCCCAAGCAUUCUUCUUCUUAGCUGUGUAUAUAUAAAAUGGUGAUUUUUUUUUGUGUUCCUACCCCCUUUUCUUCUCAUUAGAAAUGUGUACAUAAAAGACAUGAGUACUUACAAACACUAUAUCUGCAUUGUUCAGAUAUGUUUUUAUUCUGAUGUUAAAAUUUAUUUUUUCAUAUUUUGUAAAGAUGUGAUGUUUACAUUGAAUACUCAAAAGACUUUUAUUUCUCCCCUUCCUUUUUCUUUUCUUCUUUUUUAUUUUAUUGAAAAAUUUUAUAAGAGUUUUUGAUAAGAAACUUUUUAAUGAUAUAAUUCACGAGUAAAUGAUGAAACCCUGCCAAGACAGAAUGAUAUCUUUGGAUAAAGGCCUUCUAUUUAUUGCGUUAAGAAUGUCCCAGUAUUACUUCUGGAUGCGGAACUCUACAAAAUAGUUUCCUAAUUAAUCUGCCCCCCCACCCCCGAGGAAUAGCUUUGCGUAUGUAGAAUAAAUUUUUCACCUCUGUAAAAUGCCUUCGUUUUUAUUUCAGUUGACUAAAGUUAUUUAAAAUUGAGCAACAACUUUGAAAAUAUACCAUUUAGGAAAGAUUUCUAAUUCAAAAUGGAAUGGUGGCAUUUUUAGGGGUUAAACAUUUUUUCUGAAGUUGUACAAAAAAUCUCCUUCAUUUCUUGUAGAAAAAAUAUAAAAUGUGUACAGCCUGUUUCAGUGCUGUAAUGACUCUUCUAGGUAUAUUUGAAGUACCUCAAGAGUAUUCAUAAAACAAUGGUCUCUGCAGAAAACAAUUUUAUUUUAAUUAAAAUUACUCUAGAUGUAUUUUUAUAAGUAAAAGCAAUAUUUAUUAGCAACUAUUUAAAUGUCAGAUUUUUAAAAUGAAGUUUUUCAAUCUUUUUAAUAAGUUUAACCAAUCAGCACCUUAAUUUUUUACAUUGCUGUGAUGAUAUAUGAAAAAGUGUAUUUGCUGUUUAAUUUAAAAAAAAAGAAAAAAAUCCCUCUCUGAUGUCCAAAUCACACCUGAAAUUUGAUCUUCUCUCAUGAGCCAUGGAUUUGAAAUUAAAUAUAGUUAUUUUAGUUUUUUUUGGGGGGAUUGUUUGUGGUUUUACAUUAAAUCCAUUUCAAUUGUUUGUUUAAAAUGCUGAGGUACCAACUAGUACAACUAUGCACUCAAGGUAACUAUGUUAUGAUUGUGUAAUAACAGUUAUGGUUUGUAAUAAUCUGUUAAGAAUAAGUUGUUUUUUUUUCCUCUUAGCUACCAACAGUUAGGAAAUUCUGUUGUUUACGGCAAAUAUUUAAAAAAAAGUAACACUUAAAUGUUAAUUUUUUAUAAUUAAGAGUAAAUUAAGGCAUAAUAUUAUAAAUUUAGGUAUAUACCUAUAUCGAAUCAUG